This is a messenger RNA of Guyanagaster necrorhizus, 1533 nucleotides long. RefSeq lists its product as uncharacterized. Lineage: Eukaryota; Fungi; Basidiomycota; Agaricomycetes; Agaricales; Physalacriaceae. The transcript has 6 exons. The record is from RefSeq and is a predicted model, not a curated record. The coding region runs from base 1 to 1533 and encodes 510 amino acids.
AUGGUAUUCAGCCUACGCAAGCUACUGUCCCAGCCCUUUGGCCCUCUGCUAGAAACUUCAUUGGAUAUCGAUUAUCUCAACAGAACAAGAAUUCCACCUCUUUCUCUGUCAUCCGUCAGGAUGUUUCUGCCCGGACAACAAGGAACUGGCUUGGACGAGACGGAAUUUGUGGAUGGCUUUGCUGACAAUGUGCAGUUCAUUGGGCGCUUGGUCAUCGAAGAUUUGCGGUGGCUAUCUACUCUUGGAUACGAGCAGCUCGAAUGUGAGUUGCGAGAAAGGGACGUCGACACCAACAACCUGCAGUCCUGUUCGGGUCUCACUCUUCAGACACUCUAUGGACACAGGCCGGGGGAAGGUUCGAGAGUCACUAUAUGGUUAUUAUGCAAUAAGAACUUGACAGCUACAUUUCUAACACAUGACCGUUAUUCCAACAGUUUACUCCUUGCCACCACAAAGGGAAGAUCUUAUAGGAUCGUCUCUUUUGAUGUGCAUACCUAUCGACGGAGUCACAAGUAUCUCGAACGGUACCGCCUGUUGGCAAUGGUUGACAAGUUCAUAAGAUCCAAAGAAACCCCUAUCACUGACCACACCAUCGACUGGCUGAUAGAGAGCAUCCGUGAAUACCACAGUGUAGACGGCUCCGAAAGGCGUAUCCUCUAUGGCAGCGACGAUUCUGAAAUAGGAACGGAUGAUGAAGGAAAUCGAGGAAAGCUCAGGCGUCGUCGGCACUCGCUUCAUUUGUCCAAGGCAGAAGCUCGGGCUGUCCUAGCCAAAGACGCGAGAUGGCUGUUAGCAGAGCACUUGUAUCGGCGGGCUGACAAACGCUCCCUGAGCAUUAGAGCUCUCUGUCGAUUCUGCAGCGAGAUAGCGCAUGGGAAACGGUGGAACGGGAGGGGACGUCCCAGGGUGGGUGAUGAAGCAUUUGAGGCUCUCUUCGACUUUGAUAUCAACUUGAAUAAGUAUUGGCGAAAGGGGAAGACGAGGGCAGAAUGGCAGAGAAUGUUAGACCGCGCAUUACAGUAUGAGAAGGGAAAGAAGAGCAAAAAAAAGAAUUCGAAUGCUUCGGAAACCGACGAGCCUGAACAAAGACUUGCAGAAAGAUUGCCAGUAAUUCAUCACUACGAUGACGACAUGUCCCAGGAUUCUACACCUGCAGCAUCUGAUGUAGAGGACAAAACAGACUUGUGUCGUUCAAUCGGCCGUAGCAUACCACCAUGGUUAGCCACUCCACCGACAUUACCGCCACCAGGCACUUGUGCGUGGGACUGUAACUGUGGAAAUCAUAUUGAUGUCCUGGAAUGGUGUAAGGGUAGCAAAACUCGGCAUGCGAAUGACACGACACUGCAAGACUCGGAUAUGCUUUUGCAUCGUUUGCUUCGAGCCAUUUCUGAUCAUUACGAGGAGCAUCUGAAGCAAAUUGGUAUUCUGGAACAGCUCGAGGUAUUGAAUACGAGAAGGGCCAGGGUGCGGCGUAAUGUCGUUUUGAGGUAUCUAUCGGUUUUCUCGUUGUACAGUGACGGACUGACGUCUUGA